This is a messenger RNA of Colius striatus (speckled mousebird), 5273 nucleotides long. RefSeq names its product regulator of G protein signaling 9 binding protein (gene RGS9BP). The transcript has a single exon. Gene Ontology annotation, cellular component: neuron projection; photoreceptor outer segment. Gene Ontology annotation, biological process: detection of light stimulus involved in visual perception; G protein-coupled receptor signaling pathway. NCBI's taxonomy places the organism in Eukaryota, Metazoa, Chordata, Aves, Coliiformes, Coliidae. The record is from RefSeq and is a predicted model, not a curated record. Bases 545 to 1258 code for a protein of 237 amino acids.
CGGACCGGGCCGCGCCCGGGAGGCCGCGGGCGCUCCCUGCGCGGCGCCAUGUGACUGCGCGGGCGCUCAGCUGGGACGAGUUACAUACGAGUGGUUGUGGCCGGCGCGGACAGACAGCUUCCCGAUUGUCCCACCUGAAAACGUCAGCCUUCGCUGGUUUAUUCUUCUUCUUCCUCGGUGUUUGGCACUUUUCAAAAAGCGGCGCCCGAUCGUGGGAAGCCUCAUCUGCCGUUCAGCGCGGUGCGGGAUGAGCCGCCCCGGUUCUCCUGUGCGGUGGCCGUAGCAGAAGGGUGAGCGAUGCUGCCCCCUCCCCGGGGCUUCCUCCAGCCUGCCCGGGCUCCCGGAGCCGUCGGCGCCGCCUCAUCAGCCGCUGGGGACGCGACGUGGGUGAAAAGGUGCUGAAUGCAUGCGCGACCUGAAGCUACUGCUUGCCAUGUGUGGCCGUAGCCUCUGGCUUUGCCAGCUGCCUGGUCCCGGUACCAGGUAAUCGGGGAGGCGCAGCAGCAGACCAGCGGGGACGUUGCUCCGCGCCACCGGCAGGAUCAUGGUGAAGGAGGAGUGCAAAGCACUGCUGGACGCGCUCAACAAGGUGACCGCCUGCUACCGGCACAUGGUGCUGACCAUCGGCGGCACCUCGGACUCCCAGAACCUACGGGAGGAGCUCAAGAAAACGCGGCAAAAAGCCCAGGAGCUAGCGGUGGCCAACAGGAACAAGCUCACCACGGUCCUGAAGGACAAAACCGUUAGUAAGGAAGAUAAAGCCGAGUUCGAAAGGCUAUGGGUGAUUUUCUCCACGUGCCUAGAGAUCCUGGAGAUCGACAUGAGGAGAGCCCUGGAGCUGGGCCACGAGUUUCCACUAAAUGUCCCCAAAAAGCACCUGAUCCAGACAGGAAUGAGUGGGGGAACCUCUGGCGUGGCUGCCAGGGCGAUGAGCGUCCAAAACAUGAAAUAUGAGGCUGAGCACAACAUCGACGUUGUGGAUUUGAAAGACCUUGAGAACGAAAUCAACCAGGUAGGAGAGAUGAUGUACGAGAUGGAAAUGAAGGUCAAUGUCCCCCAGUGGACAGUAGAGGCUAAGCAAGACCCAGGGGCUGAACUAAAAUCCACCAUCAGCGUGGGCGCUUCUUCUAUUGGCAUGAUCUCAGUGGAGGAAAAUAAAUCCUUCUGCGACAUCAACAAGGUUCUAGCUGGGAUUAUUUUCUCUGCUGUGCUCAUUAUCGCUAUUGUCCUGGCAGUGUGUGUGGUGAAACUCUCAUAGGGCGGUGCAGCCUCUGACCAAGAGCAACCUCCCUCCCAUCAGUCUCGGGAGCAUUUCACACAUCACAUUUAAUUUCUAAAUGUGUCACUUGGAUGAGCUGAGCAUUUAAACCUAGCACUUGAAAAAGGAAAACGUUUGCCUCUCCAUAUCUUAAAAUGCACGGUUUGUUUCUUCUUUAUUUUUGAAGAAGAGAGAUGCAGAUCAGCCUGCAGAAUAGGAUGUCUUCAUCUGCUGGUCUUGUAAUGGUUAACUAUGAAAUAUCAGGGUAUUAUCACUACUGGCUGUAACUCGGAUUUGUCUGCUAUUAAUAGAUCAGUAUUCUCAGAAGCCUGGAUUUCUUGUUCUUGAAUAGGCUCAGAUGUUUGCUGCUGGUCACUGUUUACAGUAUUUAACACAAACUUGGAGGCUAAAAAAGGCGUUUUGUCCACAAAGUGAACAGAAUACCUUUUUUUCUUUGUCCAUCCAGUACACAAACUAUUAUUUCUGUGGAGGAAAGGGGGAAGGAUAAAAACCCCAAUAAAAGAAUGUGAACACCCUCUAUUUUAGGUAAGUUAAUGGCUGGGGAGGGAAGAGGUGUGGAGGAGGAUCGAGAAAACAGAACAAGCAAUGUUUGAGACCAAAUACUGUUUGUUGAUUUAGGCUGGAUCAUACAGAACCCAGUUGCAUGGGUUGGCAAAGCAUCUGUGAACGACUAAUUGCUUUCCAAAUCCACAGAGAAAACACAGAGUUGCAUGUUCAGAAAAACGCUAGCAAGCCUCAUAGUUCUCAUCCACAUUUACUAUGAUUUUGUCUUCCCCUGCAGAAAGACUGACUUUUGCCACUGGUUCAAAUUUUUCUUUCUACAGAAAAGCAAACAGUUUGUGCUUCACAAUUGACUAUGACAAUAAGAGCACUGAAUCUACCCAUUGCAGAAGCAGUAAUUUUUGAAAAUAAUAUUUUCAUUUUAGCAAAUAGAAAUAAUGUUGAGUUAAAGCAGACCUAAUAGUCCAAAGACACCCCCUAUCAUGUUUACAGGCAGGGACUGAUGCUUACGUAUAUACAGUCACGUUUCUGCAAGCUCCCGAAUUCUUUGCAGAAAUCCAGAGAAAGAUAAAAUGUGUCUUGGUUUCAUGUCUCAUUCAUGUCUCAUGAAUCAGCUGGGAAACGGGAAACCUGUAGGAUUGGUCCAAUUUCAGGAGGUAAAUGCAAGUGACAUAAAACUUUCCAGUGCUUCUCUAUAAAAUUGUCAACUUGUAACGCUAAAGCUGGGAGGACAGACAUUAAGUUUGCAGAAAAGUUCUAUAAUGGUUUGUAAAAGGAUUUAUGUAUUGUGGUACUUAAAAUGUAACUUAUGGAAAUGUCAUCUGUUUCUGUGAACACACACUACCUGUUUGAGAAUGCUUGGUGCAUACUUUAUCAUGCCAUAAGUAUACGAGGCACUCCACAGGCAAAUAAAAAGACUAAUGUUGGGGGUUUAGUAAGUUAGUAUUCUUCUGAAUUGAUUACUAUAAACACACUAUCAAAACGUAACAAUCAGGUAUGUUUUGUGAAGUUGCUAGAAAUCGUUUUCAUGCAUGUUAAAUAAAAUUAUGUUGACAAUACAAACAUGGUAUUUUUGAGUUAAGAGCUAAACAUACUUCAAAAAACUGCAGCAAGGAGUUUAUUCUUCAAAACUUACGAUAAAAUGGAUUUGGGGAGGGGAAAAAAAGUGUAAAUCUGGGUACUUGUAGGUGAGAAAAAAAAUAAUGUGGGUGAGGAAAAAUAUUAAGUGGAGGCCUGAAUUAAAGGCUAUAGACUAUCAUUACACUGAAGGAUAAUGCGAGUUCUGCGCAUUGAUUCAGUCCAGCUCUGCUCUUGUGGGAAUUCAGAGUUUUGUAAGAUGACUCCACAUUCCCUUCUAUUGCAUUUCACUCAUUCCAUAGAAUGUGUUUUAUACAUGGCAAAUCUAAGUUCACAGAGAUCCCCAGCAGAAUUCUAAAGUCGAGCCUGUAUUUAUCAGUGCUACCGUUUCAGUCUGUCUAGACAAGGUGUAAUUGCUGUGUGUUGAUUUAAAUGAGAAGAGCUCCUUCAAAAUCAUAUUGAAUAAACAUAUUUAUGGAAAAUACACCAAAAGCUGCAGGAGAAUGUACAUAUUUGGAUUACUACCACUAGUCACUAAGAACUUGUGGUUAUUUUCACUCUUUGCACUCUCCUUUUACUUAGUUCACAGGAAGGUGAGUAAGAAGUUGGACUCCACUGUGCUUCUUGAAAACUCCACAGUCCUUUUCAAAUUGUAUCGUUUAACCACAUUAUGAACACCCAAGUAGUGUGGGUCUGGUUUCUGGUGGAUAAGGAAACAGUAACACUUAGAGCACUGAUUAUCUUGUAUCCUCAUGUAGGUAUACUGUUUAUCCAUGCUUAGUUGUGUAGAAGAAUUUUUAAGGAUAGCUAAUCUAAUCUUCCAAAGGAAGCCUCAAUGAGUCAGAUAAUUGUAAAUUUUCAGUGUGUUGCAUUUUUUUUAAUUUGGAUUUUUGUUUACAGGAUUCAAAGAGUUAAUAGCCUAUAAUUACAUAAGCCUUGCUUCAUUAUGAAUAUGCACAAAAUUAGUAUUUCAAGUAUCGGACCUUGAAAAAAAUUAUGUAUUUUCAAAUCUUAAGACAGAGCUUUCUGGAGAUUUAUUCAUCAUUAGUUUGUUCCUAAAAAUAUCUACAAUCUUAUAUUUCAGCUAUCUGAAAUUAACAGAUUAAGCAGAAUUCUAACAGAGGAUUGGCACCAUCUAAGUGGAUAAUGUUCCUACUGUUAAUUUCCUACACUUGAUACAAGUGUAUGCUUAAUGUGACACGACUUCAGGCACCACAGACCCCAAAAUGAAAACAAUAUGAAACCACGAAUGUCCAAAAGUACUGAUGCUUAUUUGAAAUUAAGAAAUAAAGAAGUGUUGUGUAUUUGCAGUCUUCAUUUUUAUCCCCCAUAGUAAUGCAACUGUAAGGAGACUGGAAAUGCUAUUUUUAUAAAUGAAAAAUGGGAAAUUAAACUUCAAAAUACUCUAAAUAGCAUGAUGAAAAUACAAAUACUGUCAUGCUGCUCAACAAAUGGGAACGUUACUGUGUUUUCAGUGCAAAAGAUGGUCAUUGCUUAAUUUCAAUGUUGUUCUACUUCAGUUCUUUUGUCAUCAUUCACAGGUUAUAGAUAUGAAAUUUGCUGUAUAGUAAAACUUUAUUCUUGACUUGAAUUAUACUGGUUUUGCCUGUGCAUGGGUGGUAUUUUCUACACUUUGAAUAAAUUCAAACUUGUUACUGUCACUAUUUAUUUAACUUAAAAUAAAGUACAGUCUUAAAACUUACUGCUUUAGCUUGCAACAGUAAUUACACCCAAACAAAACCUGGAAUAUUAAUACAGCUUGUCAGUAAGCUCCUCUAAACAAGAAGUUCCUAUUUCAACCACAAGAAUAAAAGUAACAUCUAGGCCCUCCCAGUACAACUUUCUUUACAUAAAUGCACCCUUCAUCAAGCUCUUGAAGUUGAAUAUAGUGUUCUAUCUAAAUUUAUACUGCAAGGGAAUUAGCAGUAUGAAAAGUCAAAUCUGUGCCUUGGGAAAUGUCUACAAUAACAUUAGGCUAACAGGGACAACACCUUCAGCAAUUCCAUGGGGGUCAGUAAAGUAUGAAACCACCCGCUUGAGCAACUGAAAACUAGGGAACAUACUGGACUACACUGAAGCAUUAGAUCCUCAUUGUACCUCACACUGUGCUAGAAUCCAAAUUUGCCCCCUUUCAGGUGGCAAAGCUUCUACUUUAGCAACAGACAUACAACCUAUGGAGUGUGAAAUUCGAUAGCAACAAAAUUUUGGUCCUGUGGUAUUGACAGGCAACAAUCAUCAACAGUUAUACCAAACUAUCAGAACUCAGUCUUCAAUGCAGCAAUUUUAACUUUAUUUCAGGAUUUCCAGUCCAUCACCAUAAAAAUCCUCUGCACUGUUUUGUAAUUUACUAACAAAAUGAACACAGAACCACAAUUAAAGUGAUUCUCCUUACAUUGCAGACAAUAUAACAUCAAAU